Belonocnema kinseyi is the source of this 4773-nucleotide messenger RNA. RefSeq lists its product as uncharacterized. Bases 240 to 4640 code for a protein of 1466 amino acids. The transcript is spliced from 3 exons. NCBI's taxonomy places the organism in Eukaryota, Metazoa, Arthropoda, Insecta, Hymenoptera, Cynipidae. The record is from RefSeq and is a predicted model, not a curated record.
AGUCGUGCUUUGUGUACACUCGAGUGUGUUUUUAAAAGAAGUUUAUUUAUGAAAAUUUCGAUGCGUUCUUUGCUUGACAGUCUGGAUCAGUUGUAUUGUCCCAAAAAUGUCGAAUGCCGUCGAAAUCCGAAAAAACAACGAAUAAGAAGGUGGUUCAGUGAGGAAAGCGAGAAAGAGAAACUUUACAAGAGUGGUUGGCGCCUCUCGAGAGCCCGAUUUUUCCCCUUUUCUCAGCGAAAAUGACGGCAAACAUCGCCGAAACCGCGUUAGCGAAAAAAUUGGACAAUUUAACCCUGAAGGAGUGGCUCCGCGAAGUUGGACCCGUGCGACGGAAGGAAAUUCUAAAAAAGUUAAAAGUCGAACUGGAGGGAUUGGGUUUACCAAAAUUACGUCGCGGACUGCGUCACGGUUUGAUCCAUUUGUUUUCGGAAUGUUCGGUAAUUGUUGAGAGGUUACCUUCAAAUUCUACACUUGGGUGUAACACAAAUUCUGAAGAAUCCUGCCAGAAUGAAAAAGCCACCUGCAACAAGAAUGACAGGAAAAAAGUAUCUGACGAAAUUGUGGACGUUUUGUCGGUUGAGGGGAAAGCAGGCUUUUCCAACUCUCAUCAGCUCUUUUCAAACGAUGAGUUUUUAAAUGAUAGGGUUUCGAUCAAUAGCGAUCCAGAAAAUUUGUCCACAAAUCAUCUGAAAACCCCUUUUAGUCAAAAUUCCACCCAACUUUCCCGUGAAAACUUGGAUGCUAACGAUGAUUCUUUUAAAACACCAUAUCUGCCUUCAACAAAAUACAACUCCCAAUCUCAAAAGACAAAACCCUGUCCCUUGUCCCGUAAAAAACCACUUGAAUCGAAUGUUCCCUCAAGUGCAAUGAGUAAAAGUACAACGAAAGAAUUUCCCUUUUCAGAGGAUGCUUCAACUUGUAAUAAUUCUCUGCUCGUGGCCGCCUCUGAAAAUAGAGUCUCUUCUCUAGAAAAAACGCAAAUAGUUGCGUUUGAAAGCAUGGUUGGUAAUAGGGAAUUUUUAAAUUGCGAGACACCAAAUAGUCCAAAGCGGCGCUACUCUGAUACUUUUUUAACUAUCUCAAACCGGAAAAAGAUCUCGCGAGACGAAAGAUCUUGUUCCACGGAAAUGCGAGUAAACGAAUCAAAAACAGCAAGUUCAUUGCCUGUGAAAAUUAAUCUCGGUGUCAUAAAGAGCCUCUCACGUUCGUGCGAUUCUCAACAAAAUUCGAAAUUUAUCCACCAACAUGAAGACAAUACGGAAACGGAAAGUGAAACGGAAUCGAGACUGAUGCCGGGUGGCUUGGAUCCUUCCGUUGAGACCCAAGAAUCCGUGAAUACAGUUCUAAAAGAGAGAAUAACAUUUAGCCAGAAAGAGAACGAGAGCUCUCGACGGAAAUCGGGUAAACUCGAGGAUGUUGAGUGUGUGAAGAAAAAGAAGAAGAAGCCCGUCAAGAGGAAAAAGAGUUUGAAAUUGGUAUUUCGCGAGCUUUUCGGCGAUGAGGAGGAGAGCGGAGUUCAGAAAAGUCUGAAUGCCGAAACGAAAAGAAGAAAAGUUGAUUCGCGCGACUCUUGUGAUUCGGGCGCUUACUGUAGCGAAGCAUCGCCGAUUUCGGUCACAGCAUACUCGAAAGAUGCUGAUCCCUCCGAGAUGUUUAGUCCCGACUCGACCGAAAAAGUGAAGGAAUCUCUGGAAUCUCCUCUGCAAUCGGAAAUUUGUCCCUCGGAGUCGAAAGAUGCGGAGAAAAGCGAGAAGAUUCCUCAACUAGGGAAUGACAAUGAGGGGGAAAAAGAAGGAGCCAAUGAUGAGAGAGUCUUGCCAGAUAGCAGCACUUCUAUUUCCGACGACGAGGUCACUCUUGUCGAGUGCAGAUCAAAAUCGCCGCCGGAAAAGACGACACUUCCUGAUGUCCCCUCCAAGGAAUUGGAGAGUCCUUCGAAGGAUUCAAGUGCUCCCGGUCCAUCUGAUGACACUCUUUCCAAAGCCGGAAUAGUCCGGGACAUCGAGAAAGAUUCAUACGUAUUCUCCUCGGACGACAUCAAUAUUUUAUUGAACAUACUCAGUGAGGCUCCGAAAAAUGCUGCAGAGAAACGACCAGAAGAAGGUCAAACUGAUAAAAAGGUCUCGAAGGAUUUGGUCGUUUCUGAAAGUACAAACGAGGAUUCUGAUGAUGUUGAAAUAGUUUUGGAGAAGGGGCCAUCUACAAUUAAAAAAGCUCAAAUUUCGGAUCUCGUCAAGAGGUUGUCCACGGAUAAUCAGAUCGAGAAGCCAAGCGAGGAACCUCGCAAAGUUUCUUUCCCGCGACUCAGAGUUAAAGCGCCGAGUGAACUUGGCUGUUCAGCUCCACUCUCACCGGUUCAGUCAACUCUUCCCAAUUCCCUGCCAGUGUGGACUCAACCUCUUGAAUUGCCGGCAAGUACCUCAUCAUCACCCAAUCCGACUGCAGUAUUAUCGCCGCAUCAUUAUUCGAAUUUUCCGCUAGUUAAUAGGUGUAAUGACCAGUUUUCCGCGACAACAAACCAAGUAGUCAAUGUCGCUUUAGCGGCAGCGCAAAGAUUAAUUUCCCUGAUUGAUCCGCUGACAAUACCCGAUGCGCCCCAACUGUCGCACUACUACAACAUGCUGAUCAGUCUUUUGGGCGAGAUUUCAAAUGACACUGUGUUCCUCCGGAAUUCGUACGUCAAUCGCACCUAUGGACUCUUGAGUCCCGAUUUAUUUGCCUAUAAUCUGUCGCUCAAUCGGAAAUUGCGCAACUUGAGCAAGUUCUUGCAUGUCGCAUUUGAAGAGAAUACGAUGCAGUUUAUCCUGGACAACUAUCAUGUGCUGACGACCCGACCGAUUCUAAAUAAAGACGAACUUUACUAUGUUAUGUCGUUGCAGUACUCGGAUCUUGAUGCGAAUCAGGAGCAUCCGGCUAAUCAGGGAUCGAAUAUUGCCGCCCGAAUCUCAACGGAUCCGCAAAGAAAAACAAAUACGAAGACAAAGAGUCAGAAACACAAGGGUGGGCUCACCAAUGAGCAGUUUAUUAUUCUCAAGACGCAGAUCAAGGCUUACAAUACCUUGGCGAAGAAGUUUAAGAAGUUGUUGCCAAGUUCACAUGUUGCAGAACAAAGCGCCGAUUUAUCGAGAGUCCAGCAAUUUGAGAGUUCUCAUCUAGAGCAGCAAGAAGCGAGAAUUGAGAGUCCAAGAAUUGCCCACUCAAUUCUAAAUCAGCAGCAGAGUCGAGUCGCGAGUCCGGGCAAUGUUCAACCAAGUGUUAAUACCGUCGUAUUUAGAAGAAGAUCGUCGCAAGGUGGCUCGCAAGUUGCGGAAAGAAUCGAGGACCGAAGUGGACUUGUGAUAACACCGGUUACAACUGCCGCGCCCGCUGUUUUUAAUCAAUCUUUAGCUUCUAAACCCAUUUCCGCGAAACCGGUUGCAAGAAACAAUGGUCUGACGCCGUUUCCGCGCGGUCUCUCGAUAACGGCAAUUCUAUCAACCGCGUCACCAGUGCCAUCUACUGUCUCAGUUUCAGCUGCCAAGAAUUCUUCUCCAAGUUUGACACAAACUGGAUGUACAAUAACUCCGAUCUCAAUUGCGCCUCGAGUCUCUACAAUUUCUCCUGCGAUUGUGGCUUCUACACCAUCAAUGAUUGCGGCCUCUACGCCUUCAAUGAUUGUGACUUCUACACCUCCAAUGAUUGUGGCUUCUACGCCUUCAACGAUUGUUUCAUUAGCCACGCCUUCGGUGAUUGUGUCUUCACCGAUCGUGUCUUCGCCGAUUUUAUCAUCGGCAGUUGCAGCGCCUUUGAGCUCAGUUCCGAUUCAUAGAUAUCCGCUGAUUACUUUGAAUGAGACUCCAGUCCCGAAACAGACCAAGCUUUUUAUGCGACUUAAUUCACCACUUCCGGCAACGAAUUCUGCUGCUCCUGUUUCUGUUGCUGCUGCUCCUGUUUCUGCAGCGAUUGUUUCUGCACCAAUCUCUUUGCCAAUUGUGGCUGUGACCAUUUUGUCGGCACCAAUUGUCUCUCCGGCGCCUUCAGUUCCUCUACAAGGACAUCCUGUUAUCUCGAAUCAAACCCGAGUUAUUGCGAGCAAUCCAGCCUACAAUUUUGGCAAUAAAUUCUCAGUGACGAACAUUUCUCCGAUACCAACGCCUACUAUUACAACCAGUCUGCAAACAAUUCCAGCUGCUAAGACAACUUCGAGUUCGACUGUUAAUCCAAGAACUUAUCCUGCUCCAAAAAGUAAGGCUCCAAGUUCAACUCUUGCUAAUCUUUUAAAGCAGACGAGCCUUAUCGCACCGCCAGAAAAUGUGAAAGAACUUGCAACUACAGCCAAGGAUUCUACAACUGUUGAAAACGAAUUUAGAUCGAUGCCGAGUUUGAGUCCGGAUCCUAGUCCAAAUUCAAAAAAUACUGACCCAGUUGAUGGAAGCUCAAAAAGUUGUUCGUCGAAAGCGAAUGAGGAUGAUGAGGAGGAUCUGCUUUGUUUUCGAUGCCAGAAAAAAAGCACGGUUGUCUGUGCAAGAUGUCAAAUUGCCAUCUACUGUUCCAAGGUGUGUCAGGAGAAGCACUGGGAAGAAAUUCACCAUGAAACUUGUCAAGAUUCGUUGUCAUCGUCCGUGGACAGUAGAAAAUCCACGGAAACCAAAGAUAACUAAGCGAUUGAUUUAGAAAAGCUAAGUUUAUUUUCAAAGUUUAUAUCUUGAAUAGUUGUUGUUGUAUUCUAGGGUUAUAUUUUUCUUCAGAAAAAUGCUAUUUUUCUAAAUGAAGACAGUACCAAUUAGAAGUGCA